GUUCUUCUCCGCAGCCUCCGCGGGCAAGUGCCGGGGCUGCUCUCAAGACCCAGAGCUCAGGACUGUGAGGAGGCAGCCCCGGCUAGCGGCCGUGCGUACCAUCUGGAGUGGCCAGGGCCGUGAGCGUAACCUUCUCUUGGCCCAGACCUCAGCCUUCUCCUGGCGCGCCUCAGGAGUUGCUGCCACCCUACUUUCCGUUCCAGUUGCGGCUCCUCUCCCGGAAACAUGUCCAGAGCCGCCGCCGCUACAGCUGCCGCCGCCACCUGGGGAAGAGCAGCAGCGGCGGCGGCGGCCGAGGGCGCCCAGGGGCAAUAAGCCGAGCCGCCCGCGCGUCAUCAGGCCAGGGAGCCCUCUCUACGCUCACUACUCCAACUGGCCCCGCGCCAUGUGCUGAGCCAUGUCCCUCGCCGAGCCCGCGGGCAGCGCAUGGGGCAGCGCCUGAGCGGCGGCCGGUCCUGCCUCGAUGUCCCCGGCCGGCUUCUACCGCAGCCCCUGCCGCCCCCGCCGCCCGUGAGAAGGAAGCUCGCGUUGCUCUUCGCCAUGCUCUGCGUCUGGCUCUACAUGUUUCUGUACUCGUGCGCCAGCUCGUGCGCCGCGGCGCCGGGGCUGCUGCUGUUAGGCUCCGGGUCCCGCGCCGCCCACGCCCCGUCAACCCUGACUGCGACUCGGGAAGGGGCACUCCACAGGCUGUCGUUCAGGCCGCCUCCUGCUACCCCACUGGGUGUGGGCCAAGAGGUGGUCGAAGGCGCCGCGAGCCAGGAGGAGCAGAGUCCCGAGGCGCCAGACUCCCUCAGCCCCAUCUCGAGCUUCUUCAGCGGGUCCGGGAGUAAGCAGCUGCCGCAGGCCAUCAUCAUCGGCGUGAAGAAGGGCGGCACAAGGGCGCUGCUAGAGUUCCUGCGCGUGCACCCUGACGUGCGCGCCGUGGGUGCCGAGCCCCACUUUUUCGACCGCAGCUACGACAAGGGCCUAGCCUGGUACCGGGACCUGAUGCCUAGAACCCUGGACGGCCAGAUCACCAUGGAGAAGACGCCCAGUUACUUCGUGACGCGCGAGGCGCCGGCGCGCAUCUCGGCCAUGUCCAAGGACACUAAGCUCAUCGUGGUGGUGCGCGACCCCGUAACCAGAGCCAUCUCGGACUACACGCAGACGCUCUCCAAGCGGCCCGACAUCCCCACCUUCGAGAGCUUGACCUUUCGGAACCGCACGACAGGCCUCAUCGACACGUCGUGGAGCGCCAUCCAGAUCGGCCUGUACGCCAAGCACCUGGAACACUGGCUGCUGCACUUCCCCCUGCACCAGAUGCUCUUCGUGAGCGGGGAGCGGCUCAUCCGAGACCCCGCGGGCGAGCUGGGCCGCGUGCAGGACUUCCUGGGCCUCAAGAGGAUCAUCACCGACAAGCACUUCUACUUCAACAAGACCAAGGGCUUCCCCUGCCUCAAGAAAGCAGAGGGCAGCAGCAAACCCCACUGCCUGGGCAAGACCAAGGGCAGGACCCACCCGGACAUUGACCCCGAGGUGGUGCAGAGACUGCGCGACUUCUACCGGCCCUUCAACCUCAAGUUCUACCAGAUGACCGGGCACGACUUUGGCUGGAACUGAGCAGAUGCAGGCUGCGUAAUUUACCAUGUGGCUUAUAUAUUUGAGAGAGAUUAUAUGUAUGUAAAAUGUACAGAAAUCUAUUUUAUAAUAAUUUAUUUUUAGUUCAUAAGCAAUUAAUUCACUAAGCUGCCUAGCCACACUCUUUAGAGAGUUAGCUUCAUAAUCUGUUAACAUUCCAAAGUGUUUAACUCCGAUAGUUUGUCGUUCUUGGCCUCACAAUUGAUGGUGCUUCCAUUUUUUUCUCUUAUCCAUUCUAUUUAAUACGAAGAAAAAGCACAACUUGGAGAUUUUUUGUUGUUACGGGUAUUCAGCCUUCGGACAUCAUCUGAAUUCUUCACUUGGGUCUCAACUCUCAGCUUGCAGCUUCCUUUUCUCCUCCAGCCUGUUUACCUCGUAGGAGCACUGAGCUGCCUCAAUGAGGCUGCGCUCUG
Chrysochloris asiatica (Cape golden mole) is the source of this 2030-nucleotide messenger RNA. It is a transcript of the gene HS3ST3B1, whose product is annotated as heparan sulfate (glucosamine) 3-O-sulfotransferase 3B1. The record is from RefSeq and is a predicted model, not a curated record. The transcript has 2 exons. Bases 427 to 1599 code for a protein of 390 amino acids. Lineage: Eukaryota; Metazoa; Chordata; Mammalia; Afrosoricida; Chrysochloridae. Gene Ontology annotation, molecular function: [heparan sulfate]-glucosamine 3-sulfotransferase activity.